AUGGACAGCCAUAGGAUCAUACCUGCCUACCGGUUGCUCGUUAUUACUGAGAACGCGGGCACUGUGGUGAAUACUUGGGCUCCAGACGUUGUUAACAUCAAUGGGACGUAUUUCUUAUACUAUUCUAUUUCUCAGUUUGGUACCCAAAAUAGUGUUAUUGGGGUCGCUACAAGCAAGACUAUGGAAUACGGCUCUUGGACGGAUCAUGGAGCCGUGUUCUCAUCCAAACCAGGCGACCGAUACAAUUCUAUUGACGCCAACGUCAUCAAGGCUGACGGAAAAUUAUUGUUUACAUUUGGAUCCUAUUGGGCGGAUAUAUUCCAAUUUGAGCUAGCACCAUCUGGCCUAGCCCCCUUGUCACCAUCAGCACCUCAGCUCACACACUUGGUCCUUAAUCAAACAUCCCCACAGUCGGCAGAGGGAGGAUUUAUCUAUAAGCCGCCCAAGUCUAACUAUUAUUAUCUCUUCUAUUCGUCCGGUACAUGCUGCGCCUUCGACCCUGCGGCCCUCCCAGCUCCCGGAGAUGAAUACAAGAUUUUUGUUGGGCGUAGCGAGAAUGCAUCAGGCCCAUUUGUAGGAUCUACUGGAAAAGCACUAACCGAGACUGGAGGAACUCUUGUUCUUGCCAGCCAUGGCAACAUAUACGCACCUGGUGGAAAUUCGGUAUUUUGGCAAGUAAUUGGCAUAUCGCUCGAAGAUUUAAAGCUGACGGAGAUUUCCAGGGACCCCAAAUCCAAGAGAGAUGUUAUUGCCUACCAUUACAGACCACGCGAUGAUAUUCGCGGGGAUGCAAAUCCGUCCUUGGCCUCAACUAUUUGGAUUUCUCGUCGGGUUGGCCCGUCUUGGUGGCUUGAGUUUGCCCUCUGA
Messenger RNA from Rhizoctonia solani, 867 nucleotides. RefSeq names its product glycoside hydrolase family 43 protein. Lineage: Eukaryota; Fungi; Basidiomycota; Agaricomycetes; Cantharellales; Ceratobasidiaceae. Gene Ontology annotation, biological process: carbohydrate metabolic process. Bases 1 to 867 code for a protein of 288 amino acids. The record is from RefSeq and is a predicted model, not a curated record. Gene Ontology annotation, molecular function: hydrolase activity, hydrolyzing O-glycosyl compounds. The transcript has 8 exons.